UUUUUCACUAAUAUAAAAAUUCCUAAACUAUAAUAAUGUGAAAUAUGUUUUCACUUUCUUUUAAUCAAAAUUAUAGAUGAUAUUCUAAUUUCUAUACAAAUGUAUUGCUAAUUAUUGUUGAUUACAUUGGUUGAUUUCUUGAAUUCUGAUGCAUAUCUUUUAGUAUUAAAAUGAAAACAUAUUUUGUCAAUGCACAUUUUAAAAAUAUAUUUUUGUUGUUGAUAUUCAAAAACCUAGAUAAAGUUAUAACUUAAAAAAUUAUAAGUCAUUUUGUUAGUUUUUAUACAAAAAUAAAUAAUUUAGGUUAACUUUUAUUGUUUCAAUAUUAUUUGUUAACUGUAAAUUUGUUAUAUCAUUCAUCAAUUAACUUCCAUACUCGAGUAUUGAUAAAAAAAUAUAUAAAUAUUAUACAUAAUUAAAUUUAUCAUACUAAUUCAUCAUUGGUACCUAGCCAAUACAAAUUUAAUAUAAUACUUUCUGAGAACAAACAUUUAAAAAAAAAAGUAACUGCUGAAAUGUAAAACAAUCUUACUGUAUAACAAUAUAAUAUGCCAAUAACUAUAUAUAAUUAUUAUAUAAUAAUAUAUGUAAUAUUCAGUCAUAUUACAUUCAUGUGAUUUAAAUUUAUUUACAUUGAAUUUACUAUUUAGAAAAUAGUGGUAUUUUAUUUAUUAUUUAGUUGUGUGCUUACUGUGUGUCUCCAACAAUAGUUGUGAAAUAUUUUCUCUUAAUGUGAUAAAUUAUGUAUAAACACACAUGUAAUUUAUGUAUAAACACAUAAUUUUAAAAGAAUGUUCAAGAAUUAAUGUAAUAAUUGUCAUUUAGUACUUAAUUAAAAAUCUAUGCCACCAAAUUGUGAUGUAAAUAUAGAUUAUCUUAUUUGGUUUUUAUAAUUUAUGUACAUAUGUUUGUAUAAAUUAUAAUAACCAAAGUUCUUAAAAUACAGUUUUGUGGUUUAAAAAAAAAAUUCAUAUUACUUUUUCCAAUGUUUUAAUUUGUAUAAUAUUAUGUUUUAAUGUUUUCCAAAUUAUUGUCACCUGUUAUCCAUUUUUUGUCUACUUAAUAUUUAAAUCAUUUUGGACCAUUCAUAUUAUUAUUGUGAUAACUGCAAAAUAUUUGUUUGUAUGCAAGUUAUUAAACAAGAAUAUACAAUUAAAUCAACAUUUUUAAAUAAUGUAUAUCUAGUGAUAAUUUUGUUAAUUAUUAAUCUAAAAAUGAACAAUCUAAUACUGAUAAAAUUAUUGAUGUUGAAAAUAAUGAAUAAUUUUAAAGUUUCAUAAUUUUUACAAACUAAAAGAAUUUAUUUUAAAACUAAUAAUUUGAGUUGUAAUACACUUUAAUGAAAUUAUUCAAAUUAAUAACUUGCAAAUAUUUUUUGUUAAAUUUUGUUUAUAUUCAAUCCACUGGGUAUUUUUUUUACAUUAGCAUUACAUAAAAAUAAAAAACUGUAACGUCUUCAAUAAAAUACAUAUUAUGUGUUUAUAAUGAAAUAUUAAUUUAAUUUGUUAAAAUAUGUUUAUAAUUUUAGAUUUUGAGUGAAGUGACGGUAUCUUGAUUGUAAAAUGGUAUGUGUAGAGUGUAUGUAUUUUUAUUUUUAUUAAUUUUUAGUCUAUAUGACUCAUCACCCCAAAUUUUUACCUUGAUAUUACCUUUAUUCAAAUUCUGAUUUUUAAAAUUUUUAAGUAUACCUAAAGAUCAUAUUUUGAAAUUUCUGAUAUUUAUGUACUACUUUUUGUCUUGUGGCGAUACCAGAUAGGGUAAGCAAGCUUAAAAAAUGACCCUUCAUAUAUUGUAUAAUAAAAAUUGGGUUUAACUUCCACGGAUAAACCUACUCAUUAAUCAUUUGUAUUAUAUCUGAUCAGUAUUAUCAUUUCUUAGAUUAAUUAUCAAUUUAAUAUAAUAUAUAUUUUUAAUUAUAAUUUUUAAUGUUCCCAAAAAUCCAUAAACGGGUAAAAGAUAUUGGAACUACUUCUCCACGUCAGUUUAAAAGGCGUUUAAGAAAUAAAAAAUUACUUAAUAAUAGUCUACCGAUUGCCACAAAUUUUAAAAUUCAGUCAUCAUCUCAGAUUGCUCUUUUAAAAUCCCCUGCUAAACAACUUCAUUCAACCACUAUUACUAACAAUAACUGCAGUUAUACUGAACCAUGUGAUUCUAAUACAACACUGAAACUGAACCUUACUAAUGAAUUGCAUACUUGUAUUGAAUAUUCUGCAGAGACUCAGCCCAUUGAAGAAAUAUUGUAUGAAACUAAUAGCAUUAAGGAUAAAAACCAAGAUUUAGUCCAACAAAUUCGUAAGUUGGUUGUGCAGUUUAAUGUAUCACAUGGAUGUGCAAAUAAAAUGUUAAAUAUUCUUAGAAACACAGAUCAAGAAGUUCCCAAGGAUAUCUGUACAAUACUACGAGAACAUAAAGUUGUUAGACCAAUUUCAGAAAUUUAAAACGGUUCAUAACUUGAUUUAGGUAUUUGUAAUAUUGUACAACCUCACUUAUUAAAACAAAUAAAUAAUAUAAUAAUAAAAUUAA
Molecule: messenger RNA, 2523 nt
Organism: Rhopalosiphum padi (bird cherry-oat aphid)
Lineage: Eukaryota; Metazoa; Arthropoda; Insecta; Hemiptera; Aphididae
Source: RefSeq, a predicted model, not a curated record